AUGUGUGUGUCCAAAAAGUGAGUUCCCGAUUUUGAUAUCAUCCUUUUUUUCAUUUUUUCAGAAAACCAAAGCCGAAAAAAGCAGAGCCACAGAAAGCAGAACCACAGAAAGCAGCACCGGAAAAAGCAGAACCGCAGGAAGCAGAAUUGGAAAAGCCUGAUCCGCCGAAAAAUACCAAAUCUCAAGCUCAACCCGUGUCUUCCCCAAUAAUCGAAGUUCCACCCCAAAUGCCGGCCCAAGUUUUCUCAUUCAAAGACUGUAAAAAUCACCAUAGACGCGAAAAGGUACGAGUUUUCAAAUAAAAACCACCAACACGUGCAAACGUGAAAUUUACAGAGUAAAGAAAAUCGUCAAGAUUGGGAAUUAUUAUCAACUCAAUUCUAGAUAGUUUCAUUUUUUUCCGAUGAAAAAUCGAGAAAAUACUCAAUUUCUUGAGUCAUGAGACAGGCAUGCUGGAAAAGUCGGUCGGUCGGUUUGGAAAACUAGGCCACGCCGUAAUUUUGCUCCAUGGAAAAUCGAUUUUCAGACUUUUUUCUAUUUUUCUACAUUUUUCCUUCUUUUUUUAUCAGUUUCUUUGGAUAUAGGAUACAUGCUCCUCACUUCAAACUAAACUGUUGCUUAUUUAUUAUCGUUUUUAUAGGUAAUUUUUUUCACGUUUUACUGGAUGUAAUUUUUGUUUCUUGCCUCAUUUGUGUGUAUUUUACACAUUAUCUCAUUAUCCGAUUGCUUUAAAAAUUUUAAUUUCACUCAUUUGGUUAUAUAAAGUUAUUUUGGAUCCAAAAAAAUUAAUACGAAUUUUUAAAAACUUGAUCAGUUUAUAAUUUUGAACGUAGUAAAAUCGUAUUUUACUCGCAAGAACAAUACAAGUGAAUGAAAAUAAGCGAAAACCGUCUUAGUAAAAUAGAAAAAGGAACAAAAAUUCAGAAAAGAAAAAAAAAGAUUGAAAUUCUAAGUGUUCCAUGGAGCAAUAUUACGGCGUGGCCUAGUUUUCCAAACUGACCGACCGACCGAACCAACCGACUUUUCCAGCAUGCCCUAGAGACGUUAUAGGAAGUUGAGUAGACUAGAAAUUUUCCUAAAAAAAUUGGGAGAAUGGAAGUUCGUUCUCUUCUUUUGCAGCUAAUCGACCUUUUCAUUGAUGUAGACUCAAUCAAUAUCUAACUUUGAAACUUUUUUUUUAUUACACAAUUUUUCUUCCCAUUUUCAGAGUCUGCGAUGGUUCGUUGAGAGUCUGAAUACUGGAGUUGACGGUUUGAUCGAUGAAUACAUGAAAUUGAACUUGGCAUGUCUUGAAUUUAAAGGCGAGAGGAAGGCGACCUCAAUGGACAAAGAGAAAAAUAGGCUAGUUUCCUUGAAAUCCUAACAACUAGCUCCUCACGGCGUUUUUUGGCGACGGCCCAUAUUUUUUCCGUAAAGUGUAGUGUGUCGUGUGCAUACACUGCGGCGCUCUGGCACGCCGCGUUCAACGUAAUUUUCGUGAACUGAAAUUCAAAUAUAUUUUUCACUCUCUGGUGGCUAUUUUGAAUUUCGCGGAAUUACUCUCAACACGACAUGUGUUUUAAAACGAAGAAAAACGGAGAAAUCGCCUUUUUUUAUUAGUUGCCUUUUCUUCCGUUAACAAAAACGCCGUGUCCUUCCUUUUUUGUUUACGAUUCGAUGAAACUUCAAAAUCAACUUUCAGAAAUCCUGACUAUCCGUGUUUGGAAGAUAAACGAGUUGUUCUGAAGUUUCCCGGCGUCACUUCCGAUUACAUCCACGCAAAUUAUUAUGGCACCUCUCUUACGCCUGAGAGAUUAAUUUGCACCCAGGUUUAGUUCUGGCUCAGUCGUGGACGGAGACUCUCUUCCCACUGUUGCACGGUGCCAGAGCUUCUGACCCUCGCUCCGCUGAGUAGAUGAGUUGGAAUGUAGUGCAAACUUGAAAUGCAAAAAAAAAAACGUGGAAAUGUAUGUCACUUUAAAAAAAAUGAUUAGCAAGGUUGUUUGAGGAGGCCGGUCAUAUUUUACGGUAGUUUACAAUGGAGGUUUGCUUUGCGGUUGGGAUUUCCCUGAAAAUUGGCUAGAACACUCCUCGAUGAACCAGAAGAAGUUUCUGGAAGUCUCAACCUGCGCAACUUCCUCGUUUUUGAGAAAAGACGCCUCAAAGUCAAAGAAAACCCUCAAAACCUUGAAAAUAGGCCAUUUUGAGGCUUCAAGCCCUUAUUUCUAAAAAACUAAGGAGUUGCGCAGAUUGAGACUUACAGGAUCCUCAUCUUGUGAAUCAAGGAGCGUUCUGGCCAAAUUUCAGGAAAUACCCAAUCGCAAAGUGAUUUAACCUCUCAUGUUAGUUACUUUUUCCGGUAACGACCAUGAAGAUUGUGUAUUUUUGUGAAGUAAAUUAUCCUGUAACCUCGAAAAUUAGUUCCUUGACAAAUUCAAAAAUUAAAAAAACUAAAAAUUAUAUCUCCAAACUGAAGCUGCAAUAUUCACCGGCCGCCGGUUGCACUGCCUCAAAAAUGCGUGGGGAAAAAAAUUAUGAAUGACCGCACCACGACACUAAGCGAAAAUGACGUCAGAAAACGCUCAUGGCACCGUGCGCUGCGGAUUGGCCAGUUGGGGAGGGUGCGAAAUGACGUCACUAUUGAAUUUAAAGGCUACUCACGUAUGUUCUAGCUUGAGUUCCAUUUCGAAAAAAGCCCGGCGGUUCUCUGAAAUAGAUCGUCAAAAGGGCGCCUUAACUCUUUCCCUGACAUACACUAUUCCAUCGUUUUCUCGCAGCUAGAGAACGACGAAAUAGUGUGUGUCAGAGAAAGAGUUGUGGCGCUCUUUUGGCACUCCAUGUCAGAAUCAAUCCCGAUGUAAAAGCCGAGGGAGGCAGAGAAGUGGGCGGGACGCGUAGCGUGUGCGUACGCGGCCCUCGGCACGAGUUCAAUUCAAGCGCCACCAACUGUUUAAAAAGCUCACUCGCCGCUCUUUUCGAUGGUACGACAAAAUCUCAAGUCCGCAAAUCUCGAGGACCGUAAUCUUGUGUACGCAGAUCUAAAGUCCCAUAAUCUUGGAGACCAAAAUCUUGGAAACCAUAAUCUUGGAAAGCAAAAAUUUUUCCUUUUUAGUCUUCUUUAUUGCACUUUAUCUACUUAUAUUCUCUUGUUUGGAUCACCGAAUACAAGUUCCGAUAAAAUCUAUUCGCAAAAGCGUUGAUUUUUACUUUCCAAAAUUGCGGUUUCCAAGAUUUUGGUUUCCAAGGUUAUGGGACUUUAGAUCUGCGUACACAAGAUUACGGUCCUCGAGAUUUGCGGACUUGAGAUUUUGUCGUAAUAUCCUCUUUUCGAAUCUAUUAUACCUAGGGGGCGCAAAGCCCCGCCCCUUCACGCCACCAAAAUGACGAUUUUUUUGUUGCAGAAACGGUUUUGAGGUGUUUAUACUAGCUAAAGCCCCACUUUAAAAAUGAACUGUUUCUGUUGAUCUAUGUAAUCGACAACGCUCUACAAGACUGAAAAAAAUUUUUUUAAACUAUGUAUUUUUUUUCAAAAAAAUAAGCGAAAAAAAGUAAGAUUUAACACGAAAAAAACUGACAAGUUUCACAAAAAUCGUCGCGUUUCUGAAAAACCAAGUGAGGAACGCUUCUAAAUUUUGAGUAUGUUAUAUAUUAACACUUUCUUUAUUUUUUUCGAGUAAAAAAAUUUUAAAAAAAUCUAACGACGCGAAAAAUCGAAGCUUGUAAAGUGACACCAAACUUUGAAGCUGAAAUGCGAAAAAAAUUUCAGCGACAUGGUAUACUUUUUUUAUUUGAUUUAAAAAAACUCACAAUGUGUUUAAAAAAAUAAAAAAAUUCAGAAUGAAAAAUAAUUAUUGGGACAGCGAAUCAAAUUAUAUUUGAAUAUUACCAAAACCUCCUUUUUUUCGUUUGCCUCGUUGACGCAUGAGAGAAUAGGAUCGCUUCUAUACUUUUUGAUUAUAUUAUUAAGCGUUCAAAACUCUAUCAAUCAAAAAAUUAUGAAAAAAAUCAAACGACGCGAAAAAAAUAACGGCUUUGAAAACCUCGAAAAAAUGGCAAUUUUUUUUGAAAUUUUGGAAGAAUUCGUGCAAGCGUUCGUAACUGUGUUUGCGUCAAACACACCGAUGCGCACUUUUAAAUGUUGCAGGAGCCGUUUUUUGGAGUCAAAUUGCACAUUUUCCUGUUUUAUUUCGAAAUAACAUUAUUUUUCAUUUUUUUCCCUUUUUUCCAAACCAAAUGAUAAUAAUUUUUCUCAUUAGAAAAAAGAAAAAUAAGCUGAAAAUUCCUUCUGACCUUUUUUCUAAGUAGUUUUUUGAUAUUUUAUCAAAAAUUCUUAUGAGGAUUGUACAAAAAGAUUCAUACCAAAACAUGAAGCUCAGUUCUGACAACCUCUCGGAACAGAAAACCGAUUUAAAAACGGUCCAGAAACGCGCAAAAACAUUUAAAAAGAAAGCGUGCGGCAGCGGGUAAACCGUGAGAUUUUGCCUCCAGUUGUACGCCGCGCGCGCUAGUUUUUUGCCCAUAACUUUUUUCUUAGUAAACCUUUUUUCAAAAACUAAACGGAUUAUGAAAAUUGACAGUCUCCUCUAUCGAACAGUGUAAAAAACAUAUUUUUUGGAUCGUUUUGAAGAAAUGGCUUGCGGACCCUAAUUAUACCAUUUUCAAUGUGAAAAUGGAAAAAUCAAUAAAGAGUUCAAACGAGCACUCCAAAUAGCCGCUGGCAGUUGAUUUGAACUCGUGCCUAAGCCCGCCUUUCUCGUCUUCCAACUUUGAUUCCAACCAAGUCGGAAAAUAUUGACUUUAGCAGAUGAUUGAUUUUUUUUUAUAGUUAUAGUUAGAACUACCUGCCACAGAAGUUUAGAGCAGAUCUGUGAAUUUCCCCUUCCGCACUCUCCUUGUAAAAGAAAAUUUAAAUUUGGCUUUUUUGCAGACUCCGCUCGAGAACACAGUUUACGACUUUUGGGCAAUGAUAAUCCAGGAAAACGUGACUAACGUCCUCAUGUUGGGUAGUUUCGAUGAACCUUCGGCAAAAGUUGCUUUUUGUUUUUAUUCUUCAGUACGAAUCCCUUUUCAGGGCGAGAAGAAAAGCGUGCGUUAUUUCCCCGAGAAUGAAGGCAUGGAAUCGACUUUUGGCACGGCACCUAAUGUGAUAUCAGUUCGCGCAAAAACAGUUUCGUUGUUGAAUGUGAUGGUAUUUCGUUUUCAGUGUCCUCAUGAAUUCGUAAAAGGGGUAAAGACAAGACAGCUCGAGGUUUCGUGGGGCGAUCACGAAAAAAGAGAUUUACUCCAUUGGCAAUGCGAAAUCUGGCCCGAUCAUGGAGUUCUCAAAGAUUGGAAUGCUGUCUUUGUAAGUAGGGAGCGCAAAGCUAACAAAACGAUUUUACGGCGUUUUGAGAGUUCAAUGCAGAACUGGAAAAACAGAAACAGUGAAAAAAAAAAUUGAUAUAGGCCAUUCCGCGCCAGCUUGUCACGUUUUUCUUCCCGCCAAAAAGACCGUAUACCAAAUUAGAUCAAAUUUCUGCUUUUUGAACGGCAAGAAACAAAGGUCUUGAAGCGAAUUUGGUCAAUUUUGACCUGGCCUUUUGGCGGGAAGAAAAACGUGACAAGCUGGCGCGGAAUUGCCCAUAAAUGGGGUUUUCGGAAAAAAAAAAUCAACAAUUUUCUCGUUGGAGCAAACCUUCCUUUCGCCGUUUAUCCAGUUUUUUGCGUCUAACCAUUUUUGACGGCGACAAUAGCUUCCAGUUCGUCAUUUUACUGGCUUAGGCGCAGUUGAAUCUCAUUUUGAGAAUUUUUUUCACUGCGUCACUACUUAGAAGCAAAAGGUUUGAAUGCUCCGAAAUUCCUAAUUUAUUUCCCAAGAGUCUCAGAAGACCGCUCCCAUGUGACGUCAUGGGGAAACGCGUAAAAAACAGGAAAUAUUACAGGCGCAUAAAUGGGUCCCGAGACGAAUCUAUUUCUCCUUUCAAAAAAACGCGAUUUUUCUGUUUCUGUUUGAUUUGUUUAAAAACAAAUGCCAUGUUUAAAGGCAUACGGGCAUUAAAAAAAUUGGGGUUUCAGCUGGAAGUAAUAUCUUGUAAAGUUUUUCUUUUUACGAAUCCAACGGUGUGCUCAAAAAAAUUACAGAUGUGAAAACUUUAGAAGAAAAACACGAUUUUACUUUCCCGCCUUUAUUUUUGAAAGAUGCUUUGGAUCGGUGUACGGACAACGGUUUACAGUAGCCGUGCACGGGAUGUUGCGGACGUCUCAUUACACUCGCAUUUUGUGAGAAAUAACCGAAUAUCUGCUUCAAAUCAAGGGUUUCUACUCUGAAAAAUGAUUAAGAAAACAGAAAACACACAUUGAUAAUAAAGAAAACACAAAUAGUCGCUAUCCCGAUCGAAACCUGUGUAAAAUCAUCAUUUUUCACCAGAAAAGCAUUUUUGCGAUCAAUGUUUGCAAAUUAUACAUGAAUAGAAAGCUUUUGUGACGAAAAGAACUUUGGUGACAACAGAAAAAAUUGAAAAUUGAAAGAAACGAAGAAAAAAGCGAAAAUCCCUCGGACCUUGGUAACGCGAACGGGACGCGAAUCGGACGUGUCGGGGCAUUUCUAGUGACUACUUUAGUGGCCUCAACGCUCUCAAGUGAUCCCUAGAAUUGCCCAGAAACGUCCGGAGCACGUCCGUUUCGCGUUACCAAUGUCCGAGCCGGAAGAUGGCGAAGCCUGUUGUCCAUAGAGCGACUUUACUGCAAAACGCCCUUUUCGCGAGAACUCUCUUCUCUCCGACUUUGAUGUCGUGUUCAAAGUAAUUUCCGCGAAAUGCAAAAUGAUCUCUGACUCUCCAAAAUUUAGUGAUCUUUUCCUUUCUCUAACGGGUAUUUUGCAUUUCGCGGAAAUUACUUUGAACACGGCAUGAAUUAUUUUUUCUCCAAAACUUGGAAGUUCGGUACGUUCCCAAGUUUACCGUUCGAUUCGCAAUGAAAAUCUCUACAAAGUACUGCUUUGAACUGAAACACCGUUUUUUUACUGCCCCUAUGCAUUUAAAGUAACUUCGCGAAAUUCAAAAUAGCCACCAGGGAAAAUAUAUAACUAAAUUUCAGAAAUUCAGGUAUGAUUUUGAAUUUCGCGAAAAUCACUUUGAACGUGGCAUGUGCCAGAGCGCCACGGUGCAUGCACACGACACACUACACUUUACCAAAAAAAAUAUGGGCGGGGCGUCACCAAAAAAAUGUCGUGUAUGGUGAUGUUGCAAGGAGAAAAAAAAAACCACUAGGUGGAUUGACUAACCGCACCUGUCUUGGAUUAAAUAUUCCAAAAAAUUUUUUUCGAUAUACGUUUAAACUCGUCGUUUUUCCGUUUCAGCGGAUCAUACCCGCAUCCUUCAGCUAUAAUAAUCCAGUUGUGGUUCACAGCGCCAAAGGACAGGGCAGGGCUGGGACAUAUGCUCUGAUGGUCGCAAUGUUCGAAGCAUGGGGCUGGGUCAGUUUAUUUUUGACAUUCCACAACUUGAAAAAUUGAAGCCACUGUCUAUAUAUAUCAAAAUCCUUCAAAUAUUCAAAAAAAAAAGCGUAUUUGAUCGGACAUUGGUAACGCAAAACGGACGUGCUCCGGACGUUUCUGUGCAAAUCUAGAGAUCACUUAAGAGGGGAUAACGCUGCUAAAGUGAUCGCACAUCACGCUCUUUUGAGAAUUUGAUGAAUUUCGAUAUACAACGGUCUUGAGAAACAGCAUGGAUUGGCUUCAAAAAGUUGCGGUUAGAAAAAUAAUAUACCUUGAAACUGCCGCCGACCUCGAGCGGCUUUGCACCUAAGCCGCUUCGCGACCGCGACGCUUCGAGCCAUUCUCUGCAAAACUAGAUUUAUCAAUUUUUGUAAAAACAAUUUUCAGAAACUCGACGUCGAUGUGAUCCAAUUUUUCAAAAAACUUCGCCGAAUCCGGCCGUAUGCGGUAGAAAACGAACUGGUUAGUUAGUUCAAUUAUUUUUGACCCAAAGCAAAACUGAAAAGGGUUUUCGGCUUUUUUUCAACUUCGAAAUUUCGUUUUUUCAGCAGUACUUAUUCGUCCAUCGCUUCCUAUUCAUCCAAAUUCUGCGUAUAUGUAGAAAUUUUGUUCUUCCUGAUGCGGGAGCCGAAAGACUGAAAGAAUGGAUAGCGCGAUACGAUUGCGUCAUGAAGACCGCGAAAUACGUGAAGAAGGAAAAAGUUUACUCCGAAAUAUCGCAGAUUUGA
Molecule: messenger RNA, 8181 nt
Organism: Caenorhabditis auriculariae
Lineage: Eukaryota; Metazoa; Nematoda; Chromadorea; Rhabditida; Rhabditidae
Source: the annotation of a GenBank genome assembly